AUGGACACGCAAGGGAUACUGAAGGAAGAGGUCACGGGUGACCCAGAGAACCUCCCUGGGGCAGCACGGACCACCACCUUCACUGGGUCAGUCCAGACCACGGCCUUCCGUGAGCCAGAACGAGCCACCACCAUUCUUUCGGGCAUGGCUCCGCUCCAAAUGUACGAGCCAAACCCAAAGCAAUCCCGAGGAAGGAACCACUGCUUGGCAGUUGUCGCUCUCUACCUCGUCCUGCUGACGGCAUGCCUGGGAUUCCUGCUGGCAAGAGUUUUAUACUUGCAGGAGAAAAUGACAGUCCAGCAAGAGUGGUCUAGGGCCGUGGAAGAGUCCCUGUUCCCCAAUGCUUCCCGCCUCUCCGGGCAGAACCUCGGGCCUGUCCCCACGGGCGGGAGUCCCUCCUUCUCCUACUUGCUUUCCCACUACAACCCCGCGUCUCCCACCUCUGCGGAAGAGAAGAAGAGGCUCCAGGCCCUGGAGAAGGAAGUCCGAGACAUCUGGACCACCCACACAGACCUGCAGCAGGCCUUGGGCAAUCUCACCCGGGUCCCAGGUCCUCAGGGGCCCCGGGGAACACCAGGCCCAGCUGGUCCUCGAGGAGAUAACGGAGCCCCAGGAAAGGAUGGAAUUCCAGGACGGCCAGGACAACCCGGACAGACGGGGCCUCCGGGGACCCAGGGCCCAGCCGGCCUCAAAGGGGACCCAGGAGUCCAAGGCCUCAGAGGAGCCACAGGAGCCCCGGGUCUUUCUGGAGCUCCUGGGGCCCCCGGACUUCGGGGGACAAACGGGGACAAAGGACAGAAAGGGGAACCAGGCCUGGACCCCCCUAUUGGGCCGCAGGGACCAAAGGGAGACAAGGGGGAUCCCGGAUUGAGAGGUUCUCCAGGAAACCAGGGCUUCAGGGGGGCCAGUGGAGACCCAGGCCUGAAGGGCCAGAAAGGUGACUCGGGUCAGAAAGGAAGCCAGGGGCCACCUGGGCCUGCAGGACCCCCAGGGCUGCCCGGGAUCAAGGGGGCCUCUGGAUCCCCAGGGUCCUCGGGCCUCGGCGUCCGGAUCGCGGGCGGAGGGAGGGAAGGCCGCGCGGAGAUCCAGUACCAGGGCAUCUGGGGGACCAUCUGCGACGACGACUGGGAGACCGUGGACGCCAGGGUCUUCUGUCGCAUGCUGGGCUACAGCAAGGGAACCGUCGGCCGGCCCAGCACCGGCACGGGCAGCAUCUGGCUGGACAACGUGCAGUGCAAGGGCACGGAGCUCACCAUCUUCGACUGCCCCAAGCGGCCGUGGGGAGAACACAACUGCAACCAUGACGAGGACGCCUCGGUCAUCUGCUCCUGA
This is a messenger RNA of Tachyglossus aculeatus (Australian echidna), 1332 nucleotides long. It is a transcript of the gene MARCO, whose product is annotated as macrophage receptor with collagenous structure. The record is from RefSeq and is a predicted model, not a curated record. The coding region runs from base 1 to 1332 and encodes 443 amino acids. Gene Ontology annotation, cellular component: membrane. Lineage: Eukaryota; Metazoa; Chordata; Mammalia; Monotremata; Tachyglossidae. The transcript has 12 exons.